AAGGAGAAAGGAUGUUUACUGACUUAGAGAAGAACGGGGCUUGGAGGCAGGGGAGGUGCAGAAGUGCUUUGCACAAGACUGAGGGGUUGGGGUUGUAGCUUAGUGGUAAAAAGCACUUGCCUCACAUGUGUGAGGCACUAGGUUCGAUUUUUAGCACCCCGUAUAAAUAAAUGAAUAAAAUCAAGGUCUAUCAACAACAAAAAGAAAAAAAGAAAAGAAAAGACUACUGAGAGUCUUGGUUAGGAAGGGGCAGCCAGGCCUGGGUCCUGUCAGAGCCGCAAACCUGAGUACAAGACCUGCAGGGCCUCCUCUGAGGUUUCUCUCCUUAUAGACAUUUGUAAAUGCCCUGGAGCAGACCUUACAUGUAACUAUUAUGUAGUAAGUCUUUUGGGGGAAUGAGCUGAAUAAGGCAGAUUGUUGCAGGUUCCCCGCUAAGAAGUCCUGGAAGGAGGGUAGACCAUAGGGAGGAAAGGACUUGGGACCAGCUGUCAGGAGAGCUGUGUCCCCUCUCCCAUUCUGUAUGACUACCACUUGUGACCUUCACUAAUGAAAAUAGCCUCUCAGAAAAGAGACUGAACCCCAGUCCUUCAGUUCUUUCUGGGCUAAAAAAAUAUCAACACAGUCAAUAAAAAGGAAUGUAAGUCUAGGAGCUUGCCAAAAUGUCUCCAUGAAUGGACUUUCCACCCACAGAGAAAGUACAGAUGACAGCCUUAGGGAAUAAUUAGUAAGGAUGAUAGGUAGAGUUCAUUUUUAUAAAGACAUGUUUAGGGGCAAAAAAGAUGAAAUGAACAAUUUUUGAUCCUGGAAUGGUGUGCAGUCCACUGGGGGAUGUCAUGGAUGGUAAGAAGGGUUCAAGGUAAGGAACAGUUAGGACCAGCUUGGCCAGAACCCUGGUUCUGAAACUUACCUACAUAUUUGCAACACCUAAGGAACUUUAAAAUACAAUGAAGCCUACUUCCCCCUAGCUCUACCUAUUAAAUAGGUUUUGGCUGUGACCUGGGCACAAGGAUAUUAAGGACUUUCCAGGUGGUUGUCCUAAGCAGCCAUGGUAGAGAAGAACUGAUCCUGUGUUCCAAAGACCAAGCCAUGUGUGUUGGGGACAAGGAAAACUUCCAGUAUAAGGAGCUUUCUGGGGCUCACAGUCUUCACUACAACCUCACAGUGAGGUUCCAAGGUGGAUCAGUGCAAUCAAGGUCCUUCGCUGAGGGUUAUUGGGACCAUCAUCUCUUCCUUCAGUAUGAUAGUGAAAAUCAAGGAAGUGCAGAGCCCCGGGGGCCAUGGGCAGAAAAACCUUUGGGCACUGAGAGCUGGAACACAGAGAUGCAGGACUUGGCAGAGCACAUCAAGAAUCUAAAAGUGACCCUGGCAGAUAUCAAUGCCUGGCAGGAGCAGAAAGGAGGGUCUCAUUCCCUCCAGGAAACUCGGGGCUGCAAGAUUCAAGAGGACAACCGCACCAGAGGUUUCUGGAAUUUCCACUAUGAUGGGGAGCCCUUCCUCUCAUAUCAUCCAGAGACUCGCAGCUGGAAGGUGCAGCCAUCCUCAGCUCAGAACUUGGCUAUGGAAGUCAAGAAUUCCUGGGAUGCAGAUGGCAUGCAAAGCAAGGAUUACUGGGCCCACGUGCAUGGAGAGCUUUGUGGAAGACUUAGGAGAUAUCUAGUUUCCUGGAAGGGCUCCUCCCACUCCUCUGGAGCCUCUGCCAAGGGGACCUUGUUGUCUCCAGCAGUGAAUGUGACCUGUGAUGAGGCCUCAGAGGACACCAUCCAUGUGACAUGUUGGGCUUUGGGCUUCUAUCCCCAGGAUAUCUCUGUGACCUGGCAUCAGGAUGGGGAACCCCUGAGCCAGGACACACAGUGGUCUGGGGGUGUCUUGCCAUAUGGAAAUGGAACCUACCAGACCUGGGUGUCCACCAGUAUUCCCCAAGGACAGGAGCAGAGGUUCAGCUGCCAUGUGGGACACAGCAGGAAUACCAGCACUGGCUCUGUGUCCUGUGGUGAGCCUGGGGGUCCCAGCAGGGGUUCCCAACCAGGGACUGCACUGCUGUUCUCAAUCCUAUGGAUCAUCUUCCUAUGUGUUGCUGCUGGUGCUGUUCCUCUUGCUGUGAUUCUUGCUUGUGUCUUUUGCUACAAGAAGAGGAGGACAACAUCUGCUGUGGAGUGUUCAGAUCUCCUAAGCCUACAAGUCUGGAAUCAGCAGCAGAGGGCACCAAGAAACCACACUGGACCCAAAUGGCUGGGAUAUCAGCCUUUGCUGAGAGCUCCUUGAACUUCUCAGAGAGAUUAGACUGUGCAGCCCUGCUCUGGCCAGCACUUCCCCUCUUGGUGCUUUGGUUUCCUCAUCUCUACAGUGUGGAAACACAUGUUUACCUACUGUGGGGCUGGGGGUAUAUGUGAGGUUCUUUAUUUGAGGUUCUUGCAGCUGUGCUGUACUAGAUAUCCUUAUUAUUUCAUUAUAUUUUAACAUAUUAUAUAUACUAUUGUGGUUUUAAUAAGUGAGGUUUAUUUGUAAGUGUCCUUGUUCUGCCUCUUCCCAAGAAACCUAAUAUACUGUCAUCCUUGAGUGUUGAGGGCCCUUCAAACCCUCUCUGAUUCUCAGUCUUAUCUCUUGUCUGCAACAUUUUACACUAUAAAUAUUUAAAUACUUUAAAAUAUGAAGCAUAUCUGGUCUGUGUUUAUGUCCCAGCAAGGGACAGUGUGAAAGGGUCAGCAAAAAUGACAUUUUGUCUCCAUGUUUGACAGUGGGUUCCCGAACCCAUUCUGUGUAUUACCAUGACUGCAAUUUAAAAUAAACAA
Molecule: messenger RNA, 2789 nt
Organism: Sciurus carolinensis (gray squirrel)
Lineage: Eukaryota; Metazoa; Chordata; Mammalia; Rodentia; Sciuridae
Product: MHC class I polypeptide-related sequence B-like
Exons: 6
Coding region: 1087-2262 (391 amino acids)
Biological process (GO): antigen processing and presentation of endogenous peptide antigen via MHC class I via ER pathway, TAP-independent; positive regulation of T cell mediated cytotoxicity; immune response
Cellular component (GO): external side of plasma membrane
Molecular function (GO): signaling receptor binding; peptide antigen binding
Source: RefSeq, a predicted model, not a curated record